CCUGGUGAAACGCUCAAAACUUGAAGAAGAAAAAAAGAAAAGCACCAGUGGGUUUCAUUCCCUCUUUGAACAGAGAUGGUGUUGAACCGUUCAGCUACUCCGUGUCAGUGAUUGACGUGAGAAACGGGUGGAUGAUUGGUUCUGGUCUUAUUGGGAGACGCGGUUGUUGAUGCAUGCGGUUAGAAAACUUCAUACGGAGGCAGAGAGAAUGGAUUAAUUUCUACCCGUGCUUUUUUUUUCUUUUUGGACCCUUUGUGGAGUUUUUAAAUUACAUCUUCAGAAAGUGAACACAGCGUUGUUGGCCGGCGAAAACAUGACACACAAAUGAUGUUUAACAUUUCUAUAGAUGGAGGUUCAUUCUCUAAAAACUUGGAGGACUUCGACUCUAUUCGCAGUGUUCUCCUUUACAGUGACUUGGAACCAGAAUGGCUGGACGACAUCCAGAAGAACGGCGAGCUUUUCUACCUGGAGCUGAGUGAGGGCGAAGAGGAGGCUGCGUUGGCCCAAGCCGCCGCCAAUCAAGGCGUGUCCACCAAUCAUGUUCGCUUCAGCGAAAAGGAGGCAGAGAUCAUCACAGAGCAAAACAAGAAGCAGCGAUGCGGCUCACGGGCGAAAGGUGAGCCCACGCUUAAAAGGCUUGCCAGGAUCCUGAGGAGAAAACGCCGGCCAUCUCAGCGCAGAGGAGGCGGGAAGGACGGGGGUAAAGACAACUCCGCCUUGUCGUCACCUCCGACGUCCAUCCUGAAGAACCAGCCGGGUCAGAGGCAGGGCGUGACGGUUCAGCAGCAGCAGCUGAAGGAAGUGUGUGUCUACCUCAACCCCAAACGUCUCGGAGGUUCAUCUACACCUCUGUCCGACAGCGGAGGCCUGCUGGAAGUGCUGUUGGGGGUGGUGCAUCGGCCCUCCUGGAGUAGAGGACAGGUAGAUCCUGCAGUGGUCAGACAGGAGGAAAGACUGACUGUUCACGGAUUAAUACCCAACAGCCCGGCCAUCAAAUGUGGCCAGAUCCUAAUUGGUGAUGUGCUUGUAGCGGUGGACGAUGUGGACGUGACAUCGGAAAACAUCGAGCGGGUUCUGUCCUGCAUCCCAGGACCAACACAGGUGAAGCUGACCUUGGAGACGGUGGCUCUGGUGGAUGGCAGCAGUGCGAGCGACACUUCAUCAGUCCGUAAAACGAAGGCUUCUCCGCCAGUCAGUCAGUUGGUGCGUCUGCUGUGGGGGGAGGACACAGCCGAACUUCAGAUGUCCAUCGGACACAUCCCGCAUAUUGUCAUGUACCUCUCACUUAAACUGGACUCAGCAUCGCCACAGGAAGAGGAGGAGAUCUUGUACCAAUAUCCCGUGUCUGAGGCAUCCAGCCAGCUGAAAGGAGUGAGAGGGAUCUUCCUCACGCUGUGUGACAUGCUGGAAAAUGUCACAGGAGGGCGGAUAAUCAGUUCCUCUCUGCUGCUCGGGAAACAUCUGGUACAUGUAAGCUACUGGAAGGAAAGCAACAACCUUCUGGUCAUCGGUCUUCCCGCUGAGAGGGUUCCACUGCUGUAUCUGCAGACGGUGGUGGGAGACGUAGUCCGGACUCUAAAAGUGAUGUACGGCUCCUUAGACAGUGCCUUCUGUAAGGUGGACCACGCUCCCAGGUUGGACCAUUUCUUCUGCCUGUUCUUCCAGCAGCUCAUCCAGCCGUCUCGCUUGAGGGAGGGCUCCUUAGCCCCUCCGACCGACGUCUCAGGAACACUUUUCCUCCAAGGACUGCCGGCGGUCCGAUGGCUCACGCUGCCUCCAGAAAUCAAGAUGGAGGUGGACACUGUUCUCUCUGACUUUGAGUCUUCUGAUUUUGGAGAAAUGUCUGAGGACUUCUUCGGUCUGAGGCGUCUCUAUGUUAUUCUUGGCUCCUGUUUGUUCUACAAGUCCUACCUGAUCGCCAACCAUCUGCCUAAAGAGGACCUGCUGGAUGUGUGCCUGUACUGCCAGCACUACUGCCUGCUGCCGCUGGCGUCCGAGCAGCGGGUCGGUCAGCUCGUCAUCUGGAGGGAGGUGUUUCCCCAGCAGAGAGCCAACGGUAACAGCACAGCAGCGCCGGGCUACGACCAGCCUCAAGGACGACACUUCCUCCUCAUAGUGGGCCUGAGGCAUUUCAUGCAGUGUGUACUGUUGGAAGCAGGCGGCUGUGCUUCACCAGCUUUGGGCUCUCCAGGACCAGAUUGUGUUUACGUAGAUCAGGUGAAGGCCACCUUGCUGCAGCUGGAGGCGUUGGAGGCGGGUAUUGAGGAGCGUCUGAACGCUCCACCCGCUCCCUGCCUCUCCUGUGCUGACUGGUUUCUCCCGGCCGCUACGGCUCGCGACCGCCUGGACAGCCUGGCCUCUUCGUCCCCGGUUUUCAGCAAGCUGGUUAAAGGCUCCUCUGCUGGCUCCAGAGGACGCAGCCUGUUCGGGGAGAAAGCCCGGAGGUCCAGCCCACAGAGGAGCCUGUCAGACAGCGGGAGUGAGGGACAGAUGGACGCUGGGUCAGGGUCUGGUUCAUCAAUGGCACCAGGCCUCAGUCCGCACUCAACGCCAGACUCUGCGAGGAAGCUCGGGGGGCGAAGGGACUCGCUGGGGUCUGGAGGGUCUGAUGGGAGUGGAGGCAGCGGAGGCCUCUUCAAGAUUCCCAGGAUGAAGCAUCCAAACCCGUUCUACCUGGGCACCCUGAAGAAGACCCUGACUGAAAGGGAGACAGAGGAGAUGUAUAACACAAUGAAACUCACCUCGGGUGCAGAGAACACCUUGUUCCAUUAUGUCCUGAUGGAAACGGUUCAGGGGAUCUUCAUCGCUCCCACCCACAGAGAGGUGGCUCAGCUCAGCGGCUCCAUUCACCCGCAGCUCAUCCGCAACUUCCACCACUGCUGCCUGUCCAUACGGGCCGCGUUUCAGCAGAGCCUGCCAGCCAGGGGUCGUCGGGCUGCAGACAGGCCUCAGGGCGGUGGUUGGGGUCUCGGCCCGGUGAAGGAACAUGGCGUGCUGUUCCAGUGUAAACCUGAGAACUGGACCGACCAGAGGAAACCUGCUCCCACCAUGACCUACUGGGUUAUAGGACGGAUGUUGCUCGAGCCCGUCCCUCAGGAAUUCUACGUGUGCUUCCACGAUUCGGUGGCAGAGGUUCCUGUAGAAAUGGCCUUCAGGCUCUCGUUCGGUCUGGCCUUGUGACGCGAUCAUCUCCUCCGGUUAGAUCGCUGACAAAUGAAGGACGCACAAACACAAGAUUUCAGGAGUUGCACUCUCAGGAAAAACGGCUCAGCAGUGCCUCGUUGCUCAACCAGAGAUGUGUUAAAGGGUCUUUAUGUGUUUCAGUGAAUACCUCAGACACCUUUAGUGUAAACCUCUGACGAGACCUUCCAGUGAGAGCUGCCGUAAAGUUUACAGAGCUGGACCG
Molecule: messenger RNA, 3406 nt
Organism: Larimichthys crocea (large yellow croaker)
Lineage: Eukaryota; Metazoa; Chordata; Actinopteri; Sciaenidae
Gene: intu
Product: inturned planar cell polarity protein
Exons: 17
Coding region: 325-3180 (951 amino acids)
Biological process (GO): vesicle-mediated transport; establishment of planar polarity; cilium assembly
Cellular component (GO): cytoplasm; cilium
Molecular function (GO): protein binding
Source: RefSeq, a predicted model, not a curated record